Molecule: messenger RNA, 1225 nt
Organism: Cynara cardunculus var. scolymus (artichoke)
Lineage: Eukaryota; Viridiplantae; Streptophyta; Magnoliopsida; Asterales; Asteraceae
Product: syntaxin-22-like
Exons: 7
Coding region: 171-998 (275 amino acids)
Biological process (GO): vesicle-mediated transport; vesicle fusion; intracellular protein transport
Cellular component (GO): membrane; SNARE complex; endomembrane system
Molecular function (GO): SNAP receptor activity; SNARE binding
Source: RefSeq, a predicted model, not a curated record
GCCUCGAUUCUCUCCCAAAUUUCCGCCCUCUUCGUGUCUUCAACAAUCAACCCACGCUUCGAUCGUCAAAAACUCCCGUAUUUCUCACCCCUUCCGAUCGAGACCCUCCUCGAUCGAUAGGGUUUCAUCUGAUUCGUCAAUUAAAUUUUAGGGUUUAUUUGAGGGAUAAGAUGAGCUUUCAAGAUCUUGAAGCGGGUCGACCGCUCAAUUCAAAACGAGUUGGAUACACCAAUGGCGGAAGGCAACAAGAUCCCACCCAAGCUAUUGCUUCCGGAAUCUUUCAGAUCAAUACCGCCGUCUCUACGUUUCAGCGCCUAGUCAAUACCCUUGGUACACCUAAAGAUACCCCUGAGCUUCGAGAAAAGCUGCAUAAAACAAGACUACAUAUUGGGCAAUUGGUGAAGGAUACUUCAGAUAAACUCAAGCAAGCCAGUGAGGCAGAUCACCGCGCCCAAGUAAGCGCCAGCAAAAAAAUUACAGAUGCUAAACUUGCAAAAGAUUUUCAAGCAGUUCUAAAAGAAUUUCAGAAGGCCCAGCGCCUUGCAGCUGAAAGGGAGACGGCUUACACUCCUUUUGUUCCUCAAGCUGUUCUCCCAUCAAGUUAUGCAGCCAGUGAAAUGGAUAUAAGCUCGAACAAAGGUCAGGAACAGCAUGCCCUUCUUAUGGAGUCUAGGCAGGAGGUUUUGCUGUUGGACAAUGAGAUUGCAUUCAAUGAGGCUAUUAUCGAGGAAAGGGAACAAGGGAUACAAGAUAUCCAGAACCAAAUUGGUGAGGUAAACGAGAUAUUCAAAGAUCUUGCUGUUUUGGUUCAUGAGCAAGGAGCUAUGAUCGAUGACAUCGGCUCCAACAUCGAGAAUUCUCAUGCUGCUACUGCACAGGCAAAAGUCCAACUUUCAAAAGCAUCCAAAACCCAAAGGGCAAAUUCCUCCAUGACUUGCUUGCUUUUGGUGAUAGUCGGGAUCGUCCUUCUCAUUGUGAUCAUAAUCCUUGCAGUUUGACCUCAAACCGUGUGCAUAUAGAUAAAAGCCGAAGCUUGUGUAUGGGUCUGAAGCAGAUAUGCUCCCUUUGAGCAUCUUGGCUUCUACUAAGAUUGAUUUCUCCUUUGUUCCAUAGUGUGAUAACAUACUUGAAAAUUAUAUUUGUUUGCAGGGAUUCUUUCUGUACAAUCAACAAAUUUUCUAUGUUUCUCUUUCUUUUCUUAAUCUGAUGUUGGUUUGAUUUGCGA